GAAAGAGAAAGGGCUGGGCAGCCAUCGGGUCCUUUCUUGUGCCAAUCCAGAUCCAUCCUUGGCCCCGGCAGCUUUGGCAGCGCUCGGAAAACUUGCAGCAGCCCAGCCGGAAGUCCUAAGGAGCACUGCAAGUUGGAAGGAGUCCAUGAAAGGCGCUAGCAGGGCCCCCAUCGGCUUCAGGGCCCGGGCUGGUGCUCGAUCCCUGCCCGGUUGGUGCUUCCAAAGCCUUGCAGCCCUGCCAGCUAGACAUUAAGAGCGGAGAUCGGAGGAUAGGGCUCGCCGGAGCGAAACCUCCCGCCGCCCACCCGACCCCGUCCUCGGGCCUUUUGCAAAAAAGGCCCGCCGAGCUUUUGUUUUCAAUCCGACGCUGCAUUUUCUCUGCCUUCUCUCCCCCCCUCCCCCGCCACAAAAGCUUUGCAGGAGAGGCGCGGGUGGCGGGCAUUGCUCGGGCAUGAGCUUGGCCGAGUUGCAACUUUGCAGCCGAACUCCCGGGAAAGUCCCCUCUGGAAAGGCCAGGCGCAAAUCUUGGGGUGCUUUUUGUUUUGGGGUGCCCGGGCCCAACCUGCGCUGUUAGAAAAGCGGUGGGGUGGGGGAGGGCAGAGGAGCUAACGAGUGACCUGAUGGCUGACUCUUUCAAGAAAAAAAGAGCCUUUGGCGAACCGCGUGGAUGAAGAGACCCGGACUGUGUGAACGAAGCCUCCCACGCUGCGCUGCAACCUCGCUUCGUUUUCGUUGGGACUUUUUUUUUUCCUCUCCUUUUUUCUUCUUUCCGCUCCCCGAUCUGUAUCCUAGGGGGCCGAUCCUGGGUAGUCCCCCCCCGAUGGCAGUUUUAAAUGGCUAGGAGGACUUUUCCCAUUGUACCUCUCCAGGUCGGUCCCGACACGCGUUGCUGGAGUUUCAAGAUCUUCCUGGUUGCGCCUGGCCUCUCGGAGGAAGGCCAUGCUGAGACUCCCCAAAGCUGGGCCUUCCGCCCCCGGCCGAGGGGCUCCUUCCCUCGUCCCCCCCCAGUCACAAAAGAAAAGCAUGUCUGUCGGCAGCUCCGCAGAGCUGGUGGUCGCCGACCUCGCAGGCCCUCCGGUGCGGGCUCUCCCCGCAGCCUAUUUCGCUCAGGUGUAUCCCCAAACUGCGGUGGUCGCUCCGUUACCUCGAGGCGGUUGCCUUUAUGCCACCCCUCAUGGACCUGAGAUCAAAACCAUGCGAUCGGCCUCCACGGGAAAACUGCCGGCCAAGAGAAAACUGGAUCUUGAAGGAACCGCUCAGCAGCGCAUCCCAGAAUUCCGAACACCGAAAGGCAAAGGAACCGCACUCCCACAUAUCCCUAGUCCAAAAACCCCCAAAUCUCCUGGAGAGAAGACCCGCUACGACACGUCUCUUGGCUUGCUGACCAAGAAGUUUAUCCACUUGCUCAGUGAAUCGGAAGAUGGGGUUCUGGACUUGAACCGGGCUGCUGAGGUGCUGGAGGUGCAAAAAAGACGCAUCUAUGAUAUCACCAACGUCCUGGAAGGGAUUCAGCUCAUUCGCAAGAAAUCCAAGAACAAUAUCCAGUGGAUGGGAACGGGACUUUUUGAAGAUUCUUCCGUGGCCACAAAACAACACCUCUUGCGACAAGAACUGGCCGAGCUUUCCAAGAACGAGAAGGUUUUGGACAAGCUGAUCCAGGAGUCCUCUCUGCAGUUAAAGCAUCUGACCGAAGAUGAGCCCAACCAAAGGUCAGCCUAUGUUACCUAUCAGGAUAUCCGAGCCAUCAGCAAUUUUAACGAGCAGACGGUGAUUGUGGUGAGAGCGCCCCCUGAAACUCGUCUUGAGGUGCCUGAUGUUUGUGAGGAGAACGUCCAGCUCCACCUAAGGAGUACCAAUGGCCCCAUUGAAGUCUACCUGUGCCCAGAAGAAAUUCUGGAAGAGAGCCCUGCCAAGGAGAGCUGCUUUCCUCUUUCAGCACACCAGGAGGUUACUAAACCCACAACGGUGAAAGUGGAAUUGGUGAAGAUGGAGCUGCCCAACUGCCUGAUGGAGGGAGAGGAUGGUCUCCUGGAGCCCCCUCAGCACCUCCUGCAGCAGACAGAGGACCAGCUCCCUUCUGCAGCCUAUGGCGACCCAGGCCCCUUUGUCAGUUUUUCCCCUUCCCUUGACCAAGAGGAUUAUCUAUGGGGAUUGGAGGAGGGUGAGGGUGUAAGUGACUUGUUUGAUGCCUAUGACUUGGGGGACUUGCUGAAAAAUUGAACCCAGAGCUCCCCGGCUCUUCCUGCGUUGUUACCAAUAACCUAUCCUGCGUGUACACAGAGAUCCAGAUUCCGAAGCUUUGGGCUUUUUCUUAGCAGUGUCUCUUUGCAUUUUGUCCAAAGGACAUGGCUUGCAAGAUUGCCUCUUUUAGUCGUUCUCCCUCAAUUUAGAAAAUCCUUGCCCGUUCAAGGCUCUCCCAAAGGAUUUUGAAUGGGUCCCAGGGCAGUAAAGCACCCCCUAUACUGCUGUGGGAAAGCCUUGCCUUUCUUCCUCCUCCUAGCAUUUUGUCUGUCUUUUUAGAAGGGAUGAGGAUCAGAUUUUAGACUCUUUCUUUCAUCAGGCCCAAUGGGAAAUUGCACGCACAAUUGCCAAUGCCUUGGAGAAACCAGGAAGUCUUAAUUCAGUUGUAUAUUUUCUUGUUGGAGCCCACACGUCUCGGGGCAUAAGGCCUCCAUCUCGGGCACCCUUCACCCCCUGAGAAGAAACCACAAAUCUGUCCUUCUGAAGUGUGCAAACCUGACUGCUCCAGGGACAGCAUUCCAGAGAAUACCCAAAUCCAUUAAUUUCCUUCUGGACACACGCACACCCCCGACCCUAGCACCCAGACAUAGUUAGAUUGUCCAAAAGUAAAUCUCAUGGAAUAGGAAGUGAUUUGCAAGAUUCCUGACCAGGAACAGGAAGUCGAAAGUGGCUGUCUUCUUGGUAUGAGCUUCCCUCUGGUCCAUCCCUCUGGGAGAAAAGGAACAAGGAGCUAGGCCAGCUCCUCCUGGUGCCAGGGUUCUCCUCCAUCUAAGCGUGUCUAGGCCAACCAGACACGUCUCUGAGGCUGCUCAGUGGAGAAUGAAUCUGGGGGGGGGGGACUCCACCUUUUACUACCCUAGCUGAACUUUGGAAAAUCCCAGCAUGCCCUGGUUUGAAACUGACUUCACAAUGCCUUGCAAAAGGUUCUAAUUCCACCUCGGAGGCCAUAUGGUAUCCUCCACAUGUUUGAGGCUUUCUCAUCAGCCCAGCUGGUGACGGAGAGUGAGAUUUGUUGAAAAAGAAAGAAAAAGAAGAUUUAACCAUCUGGCUUAUCAUAAUCUUGGUUGCACCCCAAGCUCUGGAUAAAUAAAAUAAGAGGGGGUUGAUUUCUUUUCUGCUAAAAACUGAGGUCUAAGAAGACAGCUACAUUCUUUCCCACGAUGCAGGUUAAAAGAGGACAUUUUUAAAUUCAUGCAAACACACUUUCCCCAGAAAGGUCUGGUCUUUUGACUUGGCUGUGUUCAUCUCAUAAUUGGACUGAUCUUGAUUACCCAACUUCAUUCUUUGUUGGGUCCAAGUGUUCAACUCUUUGUUCCCUUGAUAGUCAUACCACCUGAUGUAGUGAUUCUCCCCUUCUCAGAUGUUUUCAGUUGUCCCUUAAGCCUGACCAUAGCCUUAAUUCUGAAGUAUGUGUUUCUCUAUCAAAAAAUGGUGACCCAUCAGCCAUGUUAUAUAUUCUAACAAGUGUAAUAAUGCAAUCUCUGCCUCAUAAUAUAUAAAGCAGAUGUGAUCUUACAGGGGAACAUUAUAGUAGUGGAGUUGUACAUUUUUUCUGCAGUUUGAAAAUUUGCAUACUCUUACAAAUCUUUUGCUUCUGAAGCUGACACUGGUGUCUUAGCAAUACUUGUUUAUUUUUUUUUUUCACUGGUCGGAGCAGAGCUUCACUGUAUUGGUGACACUGGAUUUGACCGCAACUAUCAGAUAACCAAAUUUGGUUGUCUACCAAAAUGCAUUCAUUAUUCAAGAUCUCUGGCAAUACAUGUUUCCCUGCCAUAAGGUCACAUACCUGCAGCUCUAACUAAAAUUGCAGUGCAUUUCCUUUAUCCAGAGCUAGGCAACAUAUUUGCUGCUGCUGGGUGGAAGGGGCUACUUAGUUCAAAAUUAAUUUAUUUCUAUGAAAGGUGAAAUGGCUCUAGACCUGGGUUUUUAAAAGGAAGAGAUGUUAACGGUUAUGCAUGCCUUCCUUAAAUAGCAUGAUGGAAGGGAGAAAAAAAUCAACAGGCAGAGAAGUCUUUUCCAGUAACUGUAUAGUCGUCAUUUCUAGCUGCCUUAGGUUGACACAAGUCCAUCUGUAGUAAAUGCAUCCUUUCUCAGGGAACUAGAAUGUUACUUGGGUUGUUUCUGUUCUCAUCAACAUGUAGAGUAGAGGUGUCCAACCUUGGUAAGGUCUGGAGCUUUACUGAUCCUUAAGCUACCAGUCUUGCACAGUUUGGACCCAUCCUUCAUUUUUUGUUCUUCACAACUCAUGAGACUGAAUUCCUUGAGCAAAUUUAGCCUAGCUUUAAAGGGGCCUUUGGUUUGCCUUAACCACAUCAUCACGUAGAGUUGGCUUAUUGCCAAGUUGGGACCCUGUAUCUAGGCUGUAAUCUGUUCAGGAAGUCAGAAGAUCUUAACCUAGUGCAAAGGACAUUUAGAUUUCAGGAUGAAAUGUCAGCCUAGCCUUUUUUUUUUUUGACAUGCUUGUUUCUUCUACAUGCAAAGAUGUAUAGUUGGGCUGCUCAAAAUAUUAAUUCCUUUGCUGCGGUAGAAGAAAGAUAUUGUCUCAAUUGGAACGAAGGCUGUUGCAGUAGUGAAUAACCAGAGGCAUGAAUGUGUGUUUGUGCAUGCACGUGGGUGAAUGUGAGAAAGAAACUCAAAGAUUGCAUUAUCUGGAAAGUGGAUGUCAGAUUCUGUAUAGUGUUUUCGGGCAUCUAUCUUAUGGGGGGGGGAUCCUCAAUCUAUGCUUUUUCCUUAGUGGAGCUCUUAAAAUCUGAAUUACACCCUGUAUUCCAAAUUAGUUUUGCACUUGUGCAAAAUGUAGUGAUUUAUCUUUAUUUUGGUUGCAAGGAAGUGGGUCCAUGUUCACGACGUCGGUGGUGGUCGUUUACAGACAGCUUCUCUGCCUUAUUUUUCAGAGCCCCACUUUAAACCCAGUGUAGUUUUUCUGGCUACACCCACUCUCAAUUUCCUUGCUCGAGCAAGAAAUGUGGGAGCAGAAGGCACCAACGUUGGGCACGUAGUGGAAAGGUGUCCCAGCUUUGCUCAAGGUGGCUAAAGCUAUGCUGGUCAGGCCGAAGAUCUCAUUAGAAUGCACACAGUUUACCUCUUGACACAGAUGCCUUGCACAACCCAAGAGUGAGCCUUAGCACACUUCCAUGUCUCGAUGCUAUUUUCUUCCUUGGUUCAUAACCUGUCGCCCCAGAUCUACGACAACUCGCUACAGCCAACUUGCUGCGGGACAACUCGCCACGGGAGAAGAGUUACACUAAUAUCAAAGAAAUAGUGGAAUAGAAUAACUAAAGGAUGCCAAAGAAGGGACAAAAUGAAAUGUGAAUGACAAAAAUUUAAAUUAUUUUAAAUAAUUAAAUUGAACUGUUCUGUGGCGAGCUGCCCCAUUCUGUGCCACCCCUGCUUAAAAAAAGAGAAGUAGCAGUUUGGAGAUGGCAGCAAUUUCAGCUAAUGGCUGGUCCCUGCUACAGUUAUUUACUUAAUUGUCUUAGUGUGUAACUCAUCAUAGUUAAAUCCUGGGCUCAUAUGCAGUGUUGGAAGUGUGUGUAUGGGGGGGGGAAGGUGGUGCCGGUGUUCUCUUUGAAUAAAGGGCUAUGUGUUUUUUACUAUUUGAUAAGCUUUUUGAAGACACACAUCUUUGUGGAUUUCUUCGUCAAUGAAAUUAUUUGUAUGUACAGCAAAUGGAUUUGAAGAGCUGUUGUUCCAUAAAAGUGGAGGUUUGCAGAAGGCUGUUUUUGGGAGCUAGGCUUAUAGAAUAAUUAGUUCAUCAUGUCGCUGUUUUGUUAGCAGAGUUUUUUGAUGCUACUUUCUCACACCAGGUUUUAAUCCGGGUUGAGCUUGUACUUAAUGAAUUGCAGCUCAGCUCGAGUCUUAAUUCUACACACGCCUGCGCAGGAGAGAUUUCUUGUGCAAGCCACCUUUAAAAUCUUACCAAUACAUUUGACCCAGUGACACUGCUGGGCUUUGUCUUAAAAUUGUAAAAGUUGUAUAUAAUUGUUGCACUGUAUUUAUAACAGGAACCAUCUUUGACGCUUGUUCGGCCACGUGUGGGUUUUAUUUGCUUUGUUUGAAACCAGAGUAUUUAAAAAUGUGUUCUAAGGCUUUUUUUGUGAUGUUUGGCUUGGCCUUAGUGGAUGGAGAUGUGUAUGACUUAAAAAAAAUAACCUCGAGGCACUUGAUGAUGUGUUUUAUUUUAUUUUUUUGUGGGCAGCAAUGACAACAACAAAAAAGAAGGAAAUAAAACGUUUGAACCAAACUGGGACUCAUUUUCAGCUUUUUAUGUGUGGCCACUUUUUGCUUUGUUUAUUUUAAUUGCAGAAAGUCCCCUACUUACAACCUUUCGCUUAGUGACUCUUCAAAGUUACACCCGCAUUGAAAAAAAUGACUUACGACUGUUUUUCACACUUACAACCGUUGCGGCAUCCCCAUUUGGUCGUGCGAUCAAAAUUUGCUCAGAAUUCCGUACAGCAACUUUGAGGCUAUUUUCAAAAUGUUCUCUGGGAGGGAGGGAAAUGGAAAAUGCUUUCCACCAAAUAGAAGGAGAACAAUCGAGGGGGACAGGGAAGUGGAGAAAUUGUCUUUGAUCCAGCAUUGAUCAAAUGUUUUUCAACUAUCGUGGAAAAACCAGAGCUUCAAAUAGAAGGCCUGUUUCCAGAGCUAUCUGGGAAGAUGACCUGAAGCACUUAGUAUCAACACAUGGUAAUAAGUUAGGGUUUAUUUAAUUAUGGUUCAUUGAAUUGGUUGAGUUCGUGCAAUACUUUAUAUUUAUCUAUUUAUUUCCCACCUUUAAUUUUAAUUUUUACAAAUAACUCAGGACAACAAACAUAUCUAUUAUUCUUUUCUCUUAUUUUCCUAAUAUCUAAUAUGUGAGGUGAGUUGGGCUGAGGGAGAGACUGGCCCAAAGUCACC
This is a messenger RNA of Crotalus tigris (Tiger rattlesnake), 7137 nucleotides long. It is a transcript of the gene E2F2, whose product is annotated as E2F transcription factor 2. NCBI's taxonomy places the organism in Eukaryota, Metazoa, Chordata, Lepidosauria, Squamata, Viperidae. Gene Ontology annotation, cellular component: RNA polymerase II transcription regulator complex. Gene Ontology annotation, molecular function: DNA-binding transcription factor activity, RNA polymerase II-specific; RNA polymerase II cis-regulatory region sequence-specific DNA binding; protein dimerization activity. The transcript has 7 exons. Bases 940 to 2220 code for a protein of 426 amino acids. Gene Ontology annotation, biological process: regulation of transcription by RNA polymerase II. The record is from RefSeq and is a predicted model, not a curated record.